Heteronotia binoei (common prickly gecko) is the source of this 718-nucleotide messenger RNA. It is a transcript of the gene HMGA2, whose product is annotated as high mobility group AT-hook 2. Gene Ontology annotation, cellular component: nucleus; chromatin. Gene Ontology annotation, molecular function: DNA binding; transcription coregulator activity. The transcript is spliced from 6 exons. Bases 250 to 678 code for a protein of 142 amino acids. The record is from RefSeq and is a predicted model, not a curated record. NCBI's taxonomy places the organism in Eukaryota, Metazoa, Chordata, Lepidosauria, Squamata, Gekkonidae. Gene Ontology annotation, biological process: regulation of DNA-templated transcription.
CCAGCACCAACCACCACUACCCUCGCCGCCGCCUCCUCCUCCUCCCUUUCUCUUCUCCUUUUGGCAGCACCAGGACGUCCGGUGUGGUGGUGCUGGUUGUGCUGCUGCUGGCUGGCUAGCUGGGGGCAGCAAGGAAACGUGAUCGCCUUUUGCAACGACUCCCCGCCGCCUCCGUUUCUUCCAAGGUGCCUUGCAGAGGGGAAAGCACGAGCGACCGUGGAAAAACUCAAGUCUCCGCGAGCACUCACGAUGAGCACACGAGGGGAAGGAGCCGGCCAGCCUUCGACUUCUUCCACGGCUGCCCAGGAGCAACCUGCGACCCCGCCGAAGAGGGGACGAGGGAGACCCAGGAAGCAACCACAAGAACCUGCUGGAGAGCCAUCUCCUAAAAGACCAAGGGGAAGACCCAAAGGGAGCAAAAACAAGAGUCCCUCAAAAGCAGCUCAAAAGAAGGCUGGAGCCACUGGGGAAAAACGACCAAGAGGCCGACCUAGGAAAUGGUGGCUGCCCAAGCUCCAGUCCUGGCUGCCAUACGAACAUGCACAUCUCAAUAAGGAAGCAUGGCAGCCAGGAAGCAGACACCAGCAGCCUCUUCGUAAAUGCAGAGAACAGCAAAUGGUCCCUGAGGUGACAGCCACAACAGGUGGUCCAGAAGAAGCCAGCUCAGGAACAGGCUGAAGAGACAUCUUCACAAGAAUCUGCAGAAGAUGAUUAGGAG